AUGCUGCGCGGAGCGCCCACCAUGAUGUUGAUCGUAGACCUGUGUGUAGCAACAUGCUUCUUCAACCACUGGCCCCAGAACGACAUCUUCUGCCCGGCGUUUGCCUAUCUAAUGUACGUGGCACUCACAGCCGAAUGUAUUAUUCUCAUGAACAUCACCAUCGGACAAUAUCUGGUCAUCGUUCACCGUGUGUCCAACAAGACAUGCCUACACCACCAUAAACAUCUGCGUCUUUGCUCAUUACUUGGUCUUCCUUGGCUGGUAACUAUGGCCAUUUAUCUGUUACCGCUCACUCAGAUCUGGGAUAAGUUUGGCUACGAUCCCAAAAAAGGAUACUGUUCGCUUCUCAGUGUAGGAACAGGCGCUGGGUUCUUAACCAUAGGCGCCAUAACACUCACCUCGACGAUGACGCUAAUUACUUUCUACUGCUAUGCCGCCAUUUUUCUGGUCCAGUUCACAUCUAGAAGAAAGAUCAACCCAGACUUGCAAAUGGACAGUGCCAGGGGUAAAGGUCAGACACGGAAUAUCCAGCUAAUAAGAAUCAUUACAGCCAUUCUGAUCAACUACACGGUCACUUAUCUUCCGUUUUUGAUCACAUCUAUUGUAGACCCAUGUCAAGUGAAAACCUCCGAGUCACUGUAUUCGGCUGUCAUCUAUGUGUCUUGGUCACACGUGGCUACCAAUCCAUUAAUUUACGCUCUGCUGAACACAAGAAUCAACGCAAUGAUCUGCAGUGGACGUUUGCCGUGCAAAAGUAGUCAAUCCACGGAGGUCUCCAGAAAAGUUACAGAUGGAAUAGAUGACAGGGAUAAUGAAAUUAACACUACAGUCUAG
This is a messenger RNA of Candidula unifasciata, 834 nucleotides long. The record is from the annotation of a GenBank genome assembly. Lineage: Eukaryota; Metazoa; Mollusca; Gastropoda; Stylommatophora; Geomitridae.